Arabidopsis thaliana (thale cress) is the source of this 1946-nucleotide messenger RNA. RefSeq names its product Zinc finger protein 622 (gene FZF). Gene Ontology annotation, cellular component: cytoplasm. The record is from RefSeq and is marked reviewed. The transcript has 5 exons. Gene Ontology annotation, molecular function: zinc ion binding; nucleic acid binding. NCBI's taxonomy places the organism in Eukaryota, Viridiplantae, Streptophyta, Magnoliopsida, Brassicales, Brassicaceae. Gene Ontology annotation, biological process: ribosomal large subunit biogenesis. Bases 130 to 1317 code for a protein of 395 amino acids.
AGAUUUGGAGAUUUGUCGUUAAACAAAUUUCGCCGACCUACGUAUGAGCCGUCGCCUCCAAUAUAAACCAAAGCCAUCCCUAAUCCUCGAAUUCUUCCUCUCUGAGUUUUUAUUCUGAGAUAGAGAAAGAUGUCAGGUUUAGCUUGUAAUUCGUGUAACAAAGACUUCGAAGACGACGCUGAGCAGAAGUUUCACUACAAAUCCGAAUGGCACCGUUACAAUCUCAAGCGCAAGAUAGCUGGUGUUCCUGGAGUAACAGAGGCACUAUUUGAAGCUAGACAAGCUGCUAUAGCUCAAGAGAAGGUUAAAGCUGUUGAAGCACCGAUGCUUUAUAGUUGUGGAAUCUGUAACAAAGGUUACAGGAGUUCCAAGGCUCAUGAGCAGCAUCUUAAGUCGAAGAGUCAUGUUUUGAAGGCUUCGACGAGUACUGGAGAGGAGGAUAAAGCGAUCAUCAAGCAGCUUCCGCCUCGUCGUGUUGAGAAGAAUAACACUGCUCAAUUGAAGGGUUCGAUUGAGGAGGAAGAGAGUGAAGAUGAAUGGAUUGAGGUUGAUUCGGAUGAGGAUUUGGAUGCGGAAAUGAAUGAGGAUGGUGAAGAAGAAGAUAUGGAUGAAGAUGGUAUUGAAUUUGAGUUGGAUCCGGCUUGUUGUUUGAUGUGUGAUAAGAAGCAUAAGACUAUAGAGAAAUGUAUGGUUCAUAUGCAUAAGUUUCAUGGGUUCUUCAUUCCUGAUAUUGAGUACUUGAAGGAUCCUAAAGGGUUUCUGACCUACCUCGGUCUAAAGGUCAAGAGAGACUUCGUGUGUCUGUACUGCAAUGAAUUGUGCCAUCCAUUUAGUAGUUUGGAAGCUGUUCGUAAGCAUAUGGACGCCAAAGGUCAUUGCAAAGUGCAUUAUGGUGAUGGUGGUGAUGAAGAAGAUGCAGAACUUGAAGAGUUCUAUGACUACAGCAGCAGCUAUGUCAAUGGAGACGAAAAUCAGAUGGUUGUGUCCGGUGAGUCAGUGAACACUGUAGAGCUUUUUGGUGGGUCUGAGCUUGUGAUCACCAAGAGAACCGAUAACAAAGUAACGUCUAGGACUCUUGGGUCUCGAGAAUUCAUGCGCUACUACAAACAGAAGCCAGCACCGUCUUCUCAGAAGCAUAUUGUCAACUCUCUAACCUCCAGGUACAAGAUGAUGGGUCUAGCAACAGUGCAGUCAAAGGAGGCCAUAGUGAGGAUGAAGGUGAUGAGAGAGAUGAACAAAAGAGGAGCGAAAAGCAGUGUCAGGCUCGGAAUGAAGAGCAACGUCAUCAGGAAUCUGCCCAACAAUGUCACCUAUUAGUCUUGCUCCUCGAUUUUCAGGUCUCUCCUCUUUGUUUGAUUUUGUGACCAGAGUUUUGGUGAGUAAAUCUAUCUAAGUUUUUCACUAGUACUCAAGUAUCUUAGGCCCAUUUGGGUCUCUGUUUUGUCUGAUUUAGUCUUUUGAAAAUGUUACGUUUUGGCUGAGUUUGUAUCUCUUGCCCAGUGCUUUGUACACUCUACAUUAAUCUAUAUUUCAUUUGGUAGAAGAUCAAGAGCUAAUCAAUCUUUAUCUGCUAAAUCAUAAAUCUAGUACACUUUUCACUUAUCUAUACAUUUGUUUUAGAUAACGAAUGCUCUCGACUUCACUUUCUCUAGCUAUCUUGAUAAAUUGUAUAAAGGUAAAUGCACAGGUCGAUUUACGAGUUCCUCACAAACCGCGAGUAAAUCUCGACACGAAUAUCUUGCAUCAUCCACUAUAUCUCUUUAUUAUUUAUCACUCUAUUGCUCUCUCUUACAGGCACUACUGUUUCAAAAGAGAGAGGAACAAGUUUAAAGCCUAACUCUUUCCAAAGUCCAACAGCCCAACUUCACAGGAGCCCAUCGAAAUCAUAAGUCUUCUAAACCGGAAAGCUUUUGAGUCGAAUAAACUGAACUGAGAGUAAACCGGAG